GGCCCCGCCCCUGCAUUGUGACAUAAGGGGUGAACCAUUUCCAUACAAAGCUGUUUCUUACCUCCUAAUUAGUGACUUGGGUCAAAAAGUACCUUGUCAGUUGACAUGGAUGACCAGAAGGAAAUGAAGCAAUCAAUACCACCUCCUGCUGAACAUGUUGAAUCUCAGGAGACUCUCACAGAGUUAGUCCACAGACUGAGGACAGAUGUUGAAAAACAAGCCGAGACAAUUGGUACUCUUGUUCAAACUCUGGCCUUAAACGCAGAGGAAAGGACCCAAAAUGUCAACACCAUCGCCGUCCUUCAAGACAACGUGCGUCACCUGGCCCGUCACCUGGCUGCCCAGCACAUGGAGGAGCGUUUCCAGGCCCUGCGUUGUGAGAUGUCCACAGAGCUCCAGUACCUGCGCAGCCUGCUGACCUCCUUCCCGGCCCACUGCUCCAUCACACCCGAACCCCAGAGACAGGCCGCCAUCGAAAACCUCACUCACGAGCUUCACCACAGCCGCAAACUGUUGUGGGAACAGAUAUCUGUGCUUAGGGAGGAAGUCUUCAACAUGUAUGGCCUGCUCAAAUGCCACAGAGAUGAAACCCAACGUAGACUGUUGCAGAGUCACUGCAAGGAUAUGUGCUUGGAGAGGUUGAUUGACAGCUUACAGAAACAAGAAGCGGCACUGAGACCAGCACAGUGGCCCACAGACACGACCAAGCACAGGAUGGAUGUCUCUGAGUUACAGAGCAAGCUGCAGGUUGUUGCCAUAUCUAAGGGCAAAGCUCCCAAGAAAAAAGGCCUGUUGGCUGCCAAGGCUAAGCCAAUCCCCUCAGACUCUGAAGAACUACUCAGCCGACAACAGACCAAGGGAACAUCAACACAGAAGGUCAAAGAAAAUGUCAAUAUAUUUGCCAGAAGGAAGUAGAUGGGGUUCAACACAGAAAUGGUCUGCAAAUAAGUGUCAUUUCAUCAUUCUCUCCGAAGUGAAAUAAAAGUGGUAAUGCAUCAUCAGUGUGUGCUUUUCAACAUACAUUAAACUUACAUUCCUGUAAAUGUAUUAUAAUAAACUAUAAAUGUGUAAUAGCGUCAUCUGACACUAAAAUUGGACCAAUGGUGAUCCUAGAAAGUCACACACACCCAAUAAGGUUAAAGAGUACAGAACAUUUGCCGGAGCGACAUCCAAAUUGCAAGAUAACUGUUGUCUGAUUGGAAAUGGGACGCCGCAAGUCAAAGAGAAAGCCUCCUCCCAAAAAGAAGCUGACGGGGAACUUGGACACCCAGUUCACCUGCCCCUUCUGUAAUCACGAGAAAUCCUGUGAUGUCAAAAUGGAGCGAACUCGAAACACAGGGAUCAUAUCCUGCACCGUGUGCUUGGAAGAAUUUCAAACUCCCAUAACUUACUUAUCAGAACCAGUGGAUGUCUACAGUGAUUGGAUUGAUGCUUGUGAAGCAGCCAAUCAGUAACAGUGCUACUCCUCCUAACUCACCUUCUGUCGGACCUCCCUCCAUCCCCAACCCCUGUGAUUGGUUGCCCGGAUCUUUCUGUCCAGUUGACACAUCAGAACAUUUAGCAGUGAAGUAAACAGGGAUAUAUUUUGUGAAAUGAGACAUUCAUCUUUGUUUUUAAAUUUGGCACUGGUGCUUUUGGAGUCUCAUCUCUGGCUGGGCCAGGAUUUGAACUUGAAGUUUAUGUGAUGAUGUUUGGAAUGCAGACUAUACCCCGGGUUCAUUAUUUGUGAUAGUCUGUGUUUAGGAAGGUUUCUCUAGACACAAGCGAAGCUGCCCUGUACAAGAUUAUAAAACCUGCCAAAUUAAUGGGUUAUUGACCAGGCUUGAAAUGGGCCCUCAAUGUACACAUUUACUAGUAACUGUGUGAAUUAUUAAGCAUGUUUACACUUGCAAUCUCCCCUAUUACACGGGUGAGGAAGGCAUCACACACCACAUUCCAAUCCCUAAAUGUUUUCUACCUAUUUUAUUCUGUUUUGUAGAAAAACAACCAUGUGUUUGGUAGUUUAUUGUUUGUUUUGUCUCAAGCUGCUGUGAUGUCCUGUAAUAGAUUUUUAAUGAUUUAGCCUGUCUUGUCUAUACUUUUCAUGUUGAAAGUUUUAUCACAAUCAAGGUUUUUUUUAUAAAAGAAAUUAAAACCAG
Molecule: messenger RNA, 2138 nt
Organism: Hypomesus transpacificus
Lineage: Eukaryota; Metazoa; Chordata; Actinopteri; Osmeriformes; Osmeridae
Gene: elof1
Product: elongation factor 1
Exons: 14
Coding region: 106-915 (269 amino acids)
Biological process (GO): transcription elongation by RNA polymerase II
Cellular component (GO): transcription elongation factor complex
Molecular function (GO): RNA polymerase II complex binding
Source: RefSeq, a predicted model, not a curated record